Ictidomys tridecemlineatus (thirteen-lined ground squirrel) is the source of this 7008-nucleotide messenger RNA. RefSeq names its product neuropilin 2 (gene Nrp2). Gene Ontology annotation, cellular component: glutamatergic synapse; plasma membrane; axon. Gene Ontology annotation, biological process: vascular endothelial growth factor signaling pathway; angiogenesis; axon guidance. The record is from RefSeq and is a predicted model, not a curated record. Gene Ontology annotation, molecular function: semaphorin receptor activity; vascular endothelial growth factor receptor activity. NCBI's taxonomy places the organism in Eukaryota, Metazoa, Chordata, Mammalia, Rodentia, Sciuridae.
GCGUAAUCGGAUAGCUCUGCCGCGGCUCUGACAUCCACAUGCUGCUCGGCCUGAAAAGGCAGGGGGGAGCCGGAGGGGAGGCAGAGAAGGCGAGCGAGGCAGCAGCCCGCAGCCUGCCCCCAGCACAUCCUCAGACGCUCAGACACUCGGCGAGGCGCUGGGCGAGGUGGAGGUGAGGGCGGGCGCGAGCGAACUCGGAGAGGGGCUCGCUCACUCCCAGGCGAUCCCCGCCGCCGCCGCACCAGCAGCAGCACCAGCAGCGCCAGCAGCCGCAGCCGCAGCACCAGCAGCUUCCUUCCUCACACUCCCCUGGAGAGGCUGGCCAAGCGGGUGUAGCCGUUGGGGGAGGCUCCCGCUAGGGAAACCCGGCGAGGACAAGAGCGGGGCGGCCGCCUUCCACACGGUCUGUCCGGCCGUGGUGCCUCCGCCCGCGUGUCGGUCCGGGUGCCCGGGGAUGUGUGUCAGUUUACGCCUCUGAGAUCACACAGCUGCCUGGGGCCGUGUGAUGCCCAAGGCAAGUCUUGGCUUUGAUUUUUAUUAUUAUUAUUAUUAUUUUACGUUGGGCUUUCGGGAAAUACUCGUGAUGUUAUAGGAUAAAGGAAAUGACACUUUGAGGAACUGAAGAGAACCUAGAUGCGUUUUGUUUUUGAGAGGAAACCGGUCCCCUCUUCCCGGCUUGCUCCCUCACUGCCGAUUCCAGAAGCUACCCUCCUCCUGGUGAGGUGGGGAUUCCGACGAGAAUAAAGGUGAAGACGGGCCGCCAAGACCCAGGAGAGAAACGCUGACCACUAGAAACCUUGGCAGAAGACACUGCCAGGAAGAAAAUAAAAGAAAAAACACAAAGACUUAUAAUUAAACAAGAAUCUUACCCACCCAGCCCUGGAGAAAGCCUCCUUCUCCAAAAUGGAUUUGUUUCCUCUCACCUGGGUUUUCUUAGCUCUCUACUUUUCAGGACACGAAGUGAGAGGCCAACCAGACCCACCCUGUGGAGGUCGUCUGAAUUCCAAAGAUGCUGGCUACAUCACCUCGCCUGGAUACCCCCAGGAUUAUCCCUCCCACCAGAACUGCGAGUGGAUUGUUUACGCCCCGGAGCCCAACCAGAAGAUUGUCCUCAACUUCAACCCUCAUUUUGAAAUCGAGAAGCAUGAUUGCAAGUAUGACUUCAUUGAGAUUCGGGAUGGGGACAGUGAGUCUGCAGACCUCCUGGGCAAGCACUGUGGGAACAUCGCCCCACCCACCAUCAUCUCCUCUGGCUCCAUGCUCUACAUCAAGUUCACCUCUGACUACGCCCGGCAGGGGGCAGGCUUCUCGCUGCGCUAUGAGAUCUUCAAAACAGGCUCUGAAGAUUGUUCAAAAAACUUCACCAGCCCUAAUGGGACCAUCGAAUCUCCUGGCUUUCCUGAGAAGUACCCACACAACUUGGACUGCACCUUUACCAUCCUGGCCAAACCCAAGAUGGAGAUCAUCCUGCAGUUCCUGACCUUUGACCUGGAGCAUGACCCUUUGCAGGUGGGAGAGGGAGACUGCAAGUAUGACUGGCUGGACAUCUGGGACGGCAUUCCCCACGUUGGCCCCCUGAUUGGCAAGUACUGUGGGACCAAAACACCUUCCGAACUCCGCUCAUCAACGGGGAUCUUAUCCCUGACCUUUCACACGGACAUGGCGGUGGCCAAGGAUGGCUUCUCCGCACGAUACUACCUGGUUCACCAGGAGCCACUAGAGAACUUUCAGUGCAAUGUUCCUCUGGGAAUGGAGUCUGGCCGGAUUGCUAAUGAACAGAUCAGUGCCUCAUCCACCUACUCUGACGGGAGGUGGACCCCUCAACAGAGCCGACUCCACGGUGAUGACAAUGGCUGGACCCCCAACUUGGAUUCCAACAAGGAGUAUCUCCAGGUGGACCUGCGCUUUCUAACGGUGCUCACGGCCAUUGCAACACAGGGAGCAAUUUCCAGGGAAACCCAGAAUGGCUACUAUGUCAAAUCCUACAAGCUGGAGGUCAGCACGAAUGGGGAAGACUGGAUGGUAUACCGGCACGGCAAAAACCACAAGGUAUUCCAAGCCAACAAUGAUGCCACCGAGGUCGUUCUGAACAAACUCCACAUGCCGCUGUUAACGAGGUUCAUCAGGAUCCGUCCACAGACCUGGCACUCGGGCAUCGCGCUCCGCCUGGAGCUCUUCGGCUGUCGGGUCACAGAUGCCCCUUGUUCCAACAUGCUGGGGAUGCUCUCGGGCCUCAUCGCAGACUCCCAAAUCUCCGCCUCCUCCACCCGCGAGUACCUCUGGAGCCCCAGCGCUGCCCGCCUGGUCAGCAGCCGCUCAGGCUGGUUCCCUCGAAUCCCUCAGGCACAGCCAGGUGAGGAGUGGCUUCAGGUGGACCUGGGAGCACCCAAGACAGUGAAAGGCAUCAUCAUCCAGGGAGCCCGUGGAGGAGACAGCAUCACAGCAGUGGAAGCCAGGGCAUUUGUGCGCAAGUUCAAAGUCUCCUACAGCCUAAAUGGCAAGGACUGGGAAUACAUCCAGGACCCCAGAACCCAGCAGCCAAAGCUGUUUGAAGGGAACAUGCACUACGACACCCCCGACAUCCGAAGGUUCGACCCCGUUCCAGCACAGUAUGUGAGGGUGUACCCAGAGAGGUGGUCUCCGGCGGGCAUUGGCAUGCGGCUGGAGGUGCUAGGCUGCGACUGGACAGACUCAAAGCCAACAGUCGAGACUCUAGGACCCACCACGAAGAUCGAAGAGACCACCACCCCUUAUCCCAUUGACGAGGAGGCCACAGAGUGUGGGGAGAACUGCAGCUUUGAGGAUGACAAAGAUUUGCAGCUCCCUUCAGGAUUCAAUUGCAACUUCGAUUUCCCCGAGGAGCCCUGUGGUUGGAUGUAUGACCAUGCCAAGUGGCUCAGAAGCACCUGGACCAGCAGCUCCAGCCCCAGCGACCGGACAUUUCCAGAUGACAGGAAUUUCCUGCGGCUGCAGAGUGACGGCCGGCGAGAGGGUCAGUACGGGCGGCUCAUCAGCCCACCUGUCCACCUGCCCCGGAGCCCCGUGUGCAUGGAAUUCCAGUACCAAGCCACGGGCGGCCGCGGGGUGGCGCUGCAGGUGGUACGCGAAGCCAGCCAGGAGAGCAAGCUCCUGUGGGUCAUCCGCGAGGACCAGGGCGGCGAGUGGAAGCAUGGUCGCAUCAUCUUGCCCAGCUACGACAUGGAGUUUCAGAUUGUGUUCGAGGGGGUAAUAGGGAAAGGACGUUCUGGAGAGAUCGCCAUUGAUGACAUUCGGAUAAGCACUGAUGUCCCACUGGAGAGUUGCAUGGAACCCAUCUCAGCUUUUGCAGGGGGCACCCUCCCGCCAGGGACCGAGCCCACAGUGGACACGGUGCCCGUGCAGCCCAUCCCAGCCUACUGGUAUUACGUAAUGGCCGCCGGGGGCGCCGUGCUGGUGCUGGUCUCCGUCGCGCUGGCCCUGGUGCUCCACUACCACCGGUUCCGCUAUGCGGCCAAGAAGACCGAUCACUCCAUCACCUACAAAACCUCCCACUACACCAACGGGGCCCCUCUGGCGGUGGAGCCCACCCUAACCAUUAAGCUAGAGCAAGACCGCGGCUCGCACUGCUGAGGGCCGAAGCAAGAACAGCACCCAAACAAACAAGAAAGACUGCAAACACGUUGCCUCGAUUUUGCACUUUUUUCUCCUCGCCUAGUCUCUGUGUGAACUCCCAGACCUCCCUCCCUCCCGCUGCCCCCGACCCGACCCGGAGCGCUCCAUCCACCCCUUCCACGCCCCUUGGAUUCUUUUCCUUUGCUUUGGUUUUUCUUGUCUGCCUUUCCUUUUUUUCUUCCUCUCCUUUCUUCUUCUUCUUUUUCCUUUCUUUCUUUCUUUCUUUCUUUCUUUCUUUCUUUCUUUCUUUCUUUUUUUGUUUGUUUGCUUUUUUUUGUUUUGUUUUGGUUUGGUUUGUGAUUCCAAACCAACAAAACCCAACUCUAAUGCUGCAUCUUGGAAUAUAAGAAGAGAUCACCCCUAAGCACUUCACAACUCAAAGCUCAGCUGGUUUUGUUCCAGAGACUGGUUCUCCUGUUUCUCCCCUUGCCUUACCCCAUCCCUCCUCUCGGUGGGCAGGCUGCCAGGAGUCUUGCGGGGAACCUGGCUCUGUGUGUCUGUACAUAGUAUACACUCGCCAUGUGAAUAGCUGUGUGUGGGUAUGUGUGUGGGUGUGAGAGAAUGGUUCUUUGUGGGGGGAGUGUGUGGGGGUGUGUGUGGAGUGCCCCAUUACUCUUGUGUUACUUCUCCCGGGGUGCAUUUUUCAAGAAAAUAAUAUACUGUACAAAUUUUGUUUACUUGGAGAAGAGAUUGAAGCUUUUUGUUGCCUUAUCUAGCUCUGGCUGGGUUUCUGUUGGCUGUCAUUGUCAUCUCCAGGUACCUAGAGAAAUAGAGGCCACAUGGAAUGCAGUGUGGCCCUUCCCAUCCCCAUCCCCAUCCCCAACCCACCUGACCCAAGAGGAAGGUUCCCCCAGUGCACUCAGACAGGAGCCCUUGGCCAUGUCUGCCGGCAUCUUUGAAGUCACGAGUUAACAGCCAUUGAGUGUAUGUGGAACCAUCUCUACUUCCAGCCCUGAAGCAAACCUGGCUCAUGUUGCCUUAUAAAAGAGAAGCUCAUGAUGAAUGUUUAGCCUUUAUCAGUUAAGUCCAAGUGUGGAAUAAGUCAUAAAAAAUAAAUCUGGGACCGAUGUAGGAAAAGCAGUAGUCUGUUCAAAUUCAGAGCAGGAGGAGGGGGAAGAGAGAAGGGAGGAGAAGGAAAGACUGAAAUGUUGUCUUUGUAAAGUGUCCUAGUGGGGCCCUCCGUGAGAUGGGGUCGAGGAAGAAGGUAUUCUUUGGUAUGAUAUUGGUCGUUGUAAUAGCAUUUGUAAAAUAUGGGGGGAAAGGGGGAUCACUUGCUUUCUUUUCAUGGUGUUAAUGUGUGCCUGAAUCUAUAGCCGCUAAAAAAUAAGGCUGUCCACCUGAUUUACUUAAAUAUUAUGAAAGAAUAGAAAGUAAUCAUUUGUUUAAAUGUACCAGCAUGGUACCCCUUAAACCAUUCAUGGCAUCUGGCAAACAUACCCUCCUAGGCUGGCCUGGCAUAUCCAGAUGUUGCUGCAUGGUCAGCGGGGAGGUAGAAUAAAGGUAUAUCCAUUGCUGCCCACUUGUGCCCACUAAGCAACACAAGGAAAGGGAUGUUAGAAAACAGUUGCCUAAUGAUUCUGUAAUGAUGAUGGAUUGAAUAAUGAAGCCAACUUCACUGACAGAAAAUGUGUAUUUGAAGGUUUCCAGUGUACUAGGGCUCAGCCUCAGGGGCAUUUGUUUUUACCUUCCUGCUAGGAAUCCACUAGGGAAGUGUAAAAUUCUCUCCAAAGAUGGUUGCCUGAGCUGCAAGCCUCCAGGUACAGAAAAGAGAGCAAAAUACUAAUGAUUUUUUUUUUUUUUGGUUGCUUGGGAGAAAGCCUUUUAGCAUUCUUACAGAAUAUCCAGAUAGCUCCCUUCAGCAUACACACUCCACUUUCCCCCAUCUGGUUCGUUUCAUCCUCCUGAAAGAACGGUGCUCUCCCCUUCUUAUUCUGUUUCAAAGAGCUACUCUGUCUCAACCACAGCAGCCCUGCCAAGAAAAGCAAGAUGAAAGGCUAGAGCAUGGCUACCUUGAGAUUUCAAAAAAAAAAAAAAAAAAAUGUCCAACCUCAGCUGAAGAUGCAGAAGGAAGCAGGAGCAGGAGGGGUCAGCAGCUCAGGAUGCCUUGGGACAACUAACAAGCCAGUCACUGAGGGCUUAUUAUUACGGGAAUCCACUGCCAGUUGAGUGUUUGGGGCCAGGCAUCCCUCAGAAUAAUGGACCUUCUUUUAGGUGCUCCAUGGGGCAUGGCAGCAAGAAACCACCCCUGGAAAAUCCAGCCUGUGUAAUGACUGGAUGUGUUGCCACCUCCCUUUGAGGAUUCCCCUUCCUUAAAAGAAGAUGGCAACAACUUUGUGAACUUGCUGUCUCUUUUCCCAAUGUCCCACGUGGCAUCAUCUGUGUGUACAUGCCAUAGUUGAGAAUAUGAGGCUGUUCAACUCUUAGGGAAUCUACUUCGGCUGAGGACUGAUAUCUCUCUAUCUAUUUCUUUCUCUCUCUCUCUCUCUCUCUCUCUCUCUCUCUCUCUCUCUCUCUCCACUCUAGCAGCUUUCAUAGUAUUAUCCAGGUACUAUGCUAAAAGGGCAGCUCUUCUGUAAAAUGCCAUGCCUUGCAGAUUUAAAAAGCAAAAUUCUGUUAUUUCAUAGAGGAGGGGAAGAAUCACUCUCUUCUAAGAAAAAUAGACUGGACAGGUGGAUGCAUGCAUGUGUUUGGUGUUGCUUCUCUGAAGAAAAGAGGUGAUAGCAACUAGUAAAAUAUGAAUGAAUGAGUGAGUGAGUGAGUGAGUGAGUGAAAGAGAAAGAGUGAGUGAGGCCAAGGUCUGGCUCAGGCUGGUAAAGCUCUUGCCUUAUUAGAGGUUCCAUGACGACACCUCCAGGAGGGAAGCCCUAUUUCUGGGGUGAAAAGUCCCUUCCUUGGUAUUAUGCUAGCAAUUGCUGUCACCGAAUUGCUGGUGAAGGCAGUAAAAUAAAAAAAAAAUAUAUAUAUAUAUAUAUAUAUAUAUAUAGCAUUGCCAUUGACAAAACAGGAUGCUGAAAAUAAAAUCAACUCAUCUUUUUCCCUUGUCCUACAUUUUUGGGAUUAAAACCAGAAUAGGAAAUCCAGUAAUAUUUCUGAGGUUGAUACCCUAUCUUUAAAAAGACCCAGUCUUUAAAAUGAAACGAACAGGCAAGUAAACACCUAAAAAAUCGAAAAUUACCAAAGAACAACAAUAAAACAAGAAAACCUAAAGAUUUUUACUUCCUAUUCUUAUCCCCCUCCCUCUAACUGUGACAUACCUUGCAUUUGCUCAGUUGCCUGUGUGUCAAAAUAACUUGUGGACGUUGGAAACUAUUUGAAAAUGUAUUGUGUGGAAUGUAAUAAAAUGAUGAUAUUUUUAUA